Molecule: messenger RNA, 3399 nt
Organism: Chroicocephalus ridibundus (black-headed gull)
Lineage: Eukaryota; Metazoa; Chordata; Aves; Charadriiformes; Laridae
Gene: CREBL2
Product: cAMP responsive element binding protein like 2
Exons: 4
Coding region: 155-520 (121 amino acids)
Biological process (GO): regulation of DNA-templated transcription
Cellular component (GO): nucleus
Molecular function (GO): DNA-binding transcription factor activity
Source: RefSeq, a predicted model, not a curated record
UCCCCCUGUUGUAAACAAACAGGGCGGCGGGCGAUGGCGGCUGGUCGCGCUGGGGGGCUGUGAGUGCCGGUGUCCGCCGGGGUAGGGGCAGGCGGCUCCGGUGAGCUCCCUGUGCGGGGGCCGCGGCGGUGUGGGGCCGGGGCUGGCGGCACAUAUGGAUGACAGCAAGGUGGUCGGAGGCAAGGUAAAGAAACCAGGCAAGCGAGGUCGUAAACCAGCCAAAAUAGACUUGAAGGCAAAGCUUGAAAGAAGUCGUCAGAGUGCAAGGGAGUGCAGAGCCAGGAAGAAGCUGAGGUACCAGUAUCUGGAAGAGCUGGUUUCAAGCAGAGAGCGAGCCAUCUGCGCUCUCAGAGAAGAGCUUGAAAUGUACAAGCAGUGGUGCAUGGCAAUGGACCAAGGGAAAAUCCCCUCUGAAAUAAAAGCCCUGCUAACUGGAGAGGAGCAGGGCAAAGCACAGCAGAACUCGGCCAAACUUGCCAAGGCUGGGAAGACAGAAGCAAACAGCAGCAAUCCCUGGUGAAGAUUAAUUUACAUCUGGUUCUUCGUGGCAUCCCAUGAAGAGAUGGAGAAGAUUCGUCAUCAUGGUUCCAUUUGCUACUUUCCAAUACAUUAUGAUCUCUGUAAUUAGCUAUGAAAUUACUGUUAAUAAAAGGACCAAAUGCAGACCAAAUGUUUGAGACUAGUCUAAAAAUGUAGGGUAAUCAAGAGGAAAAGCUGAAAUAAGAACUCUAGUCCUUCUCAUUAUACUUAAGCAUUACAGCGUGCGCGACAGAGGAUCGGCUGAUGGAGAAAUCCCUGCAGUAGGUGAGGAAGGUAAAACACCAGCUUGUGAGUGUCCUGCUCUUGGUGCCGCUGAGCAUUAAUUUCUCUGUAAGUUUUGUCACUAACUGAAUUCCUUGUGUGACUCUGGUGGGGAUUUGCAUGAGAAAACAGCAGCAUCUAAUCAGCAGUAAAAUCUGAGGUAUCCAAUACUGAAUUAGUGCAUCAGUGGACUAAAAUUCAACUGAUGCUGUAUUUAUGGGAUGUAUAGAUUUGUAUAUGUAGAUACAAAAGUAGAAUUUGUAGUGUCGGUUAUAGCUAGUGCCUUAAGCAAUUUCUGCUAAGGCUGUUGCUUGAUAUUAUUUAUACCAUUAUUUGUAUUUUCUUUGCCUUACUUUAAAUUGUAACUAGAAAAUGCUGUCAUCGUUCAGCUAGUGAUUUUCAGCAACACUUCAUUUAAAAAAAAAACCACAAUUAAAACCCCUAAACAACUGACUUUCUGUUUCUUUUUUUCCUCAAUAAAAAGCGCUUGGGAGGUGGAAGUUUUGCUCGGGUAACUUGUGGAAGAUUAGCCCUGGUCUUUUGUGUGUCUGCUUGUAACUCACAACUGACUUAAUGGACGCUACUAACAGCAAAUGCUGCUCCAAGCGGUUCCUGUGUAUGAUCUCUAUAUAUCAGGGUGGGUAAGGGUGGCAUUCCUCACUCUGCUGCAGCUGAUAGGUAUUCUGAUGCUAAAAUAAGUUUGUGAGUAAAAGAUGAUGAGUGGAUUAUAAAAUGUGUGUUUUUCAUGAGGCGGGGUGUUCGAUGUGAAUAGAAAUAGCUUGCUAUGAAGGGUGACUUUUUCCGUACCUCCUUUCUCAUGGCAACUUUCAAAAUACGUUUUGAUCAAAUUAUACAGUGCUGGUGACAGCAAUGCUGCAUAUUCCGGUGGCAGAGCAUACCAGCAGCGUCCUCCAACUUUACCAUGUCCUUAUGUGGCGUGCUCCGCAUGCCUGCUGAUGUAAGAACAAUUCUUUCCUACUCCCUAUCGAACAUAGAUCCUGCCGUGUUGCUAGGUCAGUGUUUUCUGUUUUGCAUUUCUGGGCUUUUUCUUUCCUCUCCCCUAAGCAGUACUUUGACAUCUCCCACUUUCCAGUAUGCGUUCCUUUUUCCCUACAGAAGGAGAGUCUUCUGUGAAUCUCCUUUCUUCCGUAAGUGGUCUGGCAGCUAUUUUCAAAAGCUGUCAGGGGUUCCUUUUCCACAAGACUACAUCAAAACAUGAGUUAUUCUGCUGUUUCUCUCUGCCUCUGCACACACACUGACUCACGCUGAAUACCCCUUCUGCAUUUUAAGCCCUCGGUAACGUCAGAGUAAAUACCCCUUCUGCAUUGCAAGCUCUUCGUACUGUCAUCACCCUUUGUAGCUCAGGACCCGCUUCUUGUUUCUCCGCGUAGCCUUGGGGAAGCAGUGCUGGUACCAGCUCACCCCAGAGUGGUUUUUUCUCUUGUCGAAGCGUUCUUCUGUUUAGCUGUAUGAUCGGGAGGAAGGCAACACUCUUAGCAGACAGCGGGAGCAGACAGCAAUGAUAACGUUGUUCAGUUGUAGAUGUUGGGCAUGCGUUGAAGCGGUUCUGCUACUCACAAAGUUGUAAGUCGUCUUUCACUUGCAACACGGAGAUUGAGAUUAUUCUGCUGCUUGUAUUUCUGUAAAAUUCCAGGUUGCCCAGCGUUUUCGCUGCUGACAGUGUUUUCAAACAAAAGGGUAAGUUCAGCUGGGGUUUACGUACCUGAAGCACUCCAUGGAGCUGGGGGCAGAAUUCAUUUGUGAGAGAGAAAAUUUUGGCCAAAGGCCUUUAUCUCACGAACAUCAGUCAUAAAAGGUUUCACCAAAGUGAUUAGAAUAACAGUUUUCCGUUUAAACCUGGAAUCCUGUCUGGGAUCUCAGAUAGAGAAAGAGGAGGGGAGGUAUCCCCUAGAUUUCUGAUCAGCUAAUUACUCCUCUGACAAGCGUUUGCUUAAACCUUCAGAAGGUGAUAGCUGGCUUACACUGCAGGGAUCUCUUGAUGAGAACAGACCGCGUUACAGUUCUCACUUCAGCAAGCUGCAUUUCUCCUGACUUUAUUCUUAGGGUUUCUCGCCUUCCAAAAGAAAAUGGCAAUUAGCUUUUUAAUUACUGGUAUACCAAUGGAACAAAAGUGGAUUGCCGUGGGUGUUUGAGCAACAGCCAAUUAACUACUUCAGCUUGCUGGAUUUACGUGAUCUUGUGUCUUUUUGUAGUAGCCGCUUAAUGUUGUCAUCGUUUCAGUCCAAUGCCACUAAAGGAGUGGCAUUAUUAACGGAGCUGAUAUUGUCUACACGUGCUGGCAGAUAAAAAAGGCUGACUGACAGCUGGAGAAUGAUGAUAAAGGUUGUCUGUUUUAAUCCCUCUGCCACGAACGUCUCUCUCGUGGAAUGAGCACAGUUGCAGUUCUGUGGAUCUGUUAACAAAAAAAAAAACCGUAGGCAGAAUGAUGAAUGGCCUCUUGUGAUUGCUUGUAUUCACCCUGCAUUUUCUCUGAAUCAUGCUCUUUGCAUGAAAUAAGUCCCAUAAACAAAACAAAUGUGCCUGUUAUUAACACAGCUUUCCGUGUCUGCCAGAAAUACUGUCACCAGCUGUAACAUU